AUGCUGGGAGUAACAGACGCUCGCCGAUCUGUCCUAAUUACGGGAUGUUCGCCUGGUGGUAUCGGAAAUUCGCUGGCGCGCGAGUUCCACCGCAAUGGACUUCGUGUGCUGGCUACUGCUCGUGAUGCCGCGACUAUCUCGGAUCUCGCAGAUCUCGGCAUUGAAACCCUGAGUCUAACAGUUGACGACCCGGCCAAUGUCAAGGAGUGCUUUGCAGAUGUUGAGAAGAGGCUUGGGGAUAAGGGUCUCGAUUAUUUGGUCAACAAUGCUGGUCGAAACUACACCGUUCCUGCUAUGGAGGUUGAGCUCGCCGAGGUUCGCCAGACCUUCGAGACCAAUCUUUUCGCGGUCAUUACGAUGUGCCAGACAUUCCUGCCCUUACUGAUCAAAGCCAAGGGCACGAUUGUCCAAAUUGGCUCCGUGGCUGGUAUCAUCCCCUACGUCUUCGGCUCCGUCUACAAUGCCUCCAAAGCAGCCCUGCACUCAUUCAGCGAUACACUUCGCGUGGAGCUGGCUCCAUUCGGGGUCCAUGUCACUACUAUCGUGACGGGUGGCGUUCAAUCCCGCAUUGCCCGCACCGACCGCACCUUGAAGCCGGGAUCGUUGUAUACCCCGAUUGAAGCGGAGUAUCUGACUCGUGUGAAGCACAGCCAGCAUAAUGCGAUGCCGCACGAGAGUUAUGCUCGGAGUGUGGUUUCGCAGGUGUUGUAUGGAUCGGCACCUUGGCGUUGGCUGCCGUGGGCCCGGGGGCAUAAGUCGUGGAUCUGGGAGGGUCAUGCUAGUUGGUUGAUUUGGCUGUUGUCGGGGGGCUGGGCUUGGUCGGGACUGUUUGGUCGGCUCAUGACUAAAAUGUUCAAACUAUGGAAGAUCAAGGCUGCCAAGUAG
Messenger RNA from Penicillium salamii, 885 nucleotides. NCBI's taxonomy places the organism in Eukaryota, Fungi, Ascomycota, Eurotiomycetes, Eurotiales, Aspergillaceae. The record is from the annotation of a GenBank genome assembly.